This is a messenger RNA of Synchiropus splendidus (mandarinfish), 2899 nucleotides long. It is a transcript of the gene il12rb1, whose product is annotated as interleukin 12 receptor subunit beta 1. Bases 421 to 2562 code for a protein of 713 amino acids. Gene Ontology annotation, cellular component: external side of plasma membrane. The transcript is spliced from 14 exons. The record is from RefSeq and is a predicted model, not a curated record. Gene Ontology annotation, biological process: cytokine-mediated signaling pathway. Lineage: Eukaryota; Metazoa; Chordata; Actinopteri; Syngnathiformes; Callionymidae. Gene Ontology annotation, molecular function: cytokine receptor activity; protein binding.
GAUACCAUGGAUAUGAUCUGAAAUUGAGGCUGGUGAAUGCCACGGCAAGAGAGCAAGUUUGCUUGACUCAGAUUCUCAAGAGGAAUAUUCACACUCUGAUGAAGAUCAAAGAGUGAGACAGAAAGUGACACACAGACAAUAGGAUGUCCGUGAUUUUAAGCAGUGCUGCGGUCAUGCUGUUUCAGAGGUACUGGUGCCUCACUGUGUACAGGCACGGUCAAAACGAUGGCUGAGGCAGCGGAAAUGUGGGAUAAGAAACACAGAAAUAGCAUCAGGCAGGGAAGAAACUCCACAAGAAAAUACACUGUUGAGAACUGUUGAGGAGGCUGCACAGUCCCACUGGUGCCCAGCCAUCAUCAUCAUUGUUGCCCGAGAGAUGAGUGGGUCAGAAAAAACAUCUGUUAUUUAAUACAAUUCACAAUGGCCUGGUGUCCUCAUAAUGUACAAAUUAGAAGAGAGCAUUUCCUCUCAUCCCAAACUUUGGGUCACACUAAGAUUAUUCUCAUUUCCACGAUACCUUCUUCUCUAACCAUUUUCAAGCUACAGCCACUUGAAAUAGUGAUGUCAGAGUUGACUAUUUCACUGAAAAAAACUCUUGCCGAAGGGUUAAGAUUUGACUUGAGUCAAACAGGCAUUUGUGAGAGUCAGAGGCCUCAUCUAGUUGGUGUUCUACGUCACAUUGUCCUGCAUUCAGGUGCAGGGGUGGGAUGUCCCUCGAGUCCUCUGUGCUACAGAAAGAGCAGCGAUGCCAUCGACUACAUUUGCGAAUGGAACAUGAACGGAAGUGACAAUGUGAAUUUUCGUCUGUCCAUCGAGGAAUUUCAAAAACAGUUUGACCGGAGUCCUGUUGAGAUCGCGGAAGAGGAGAUCAUAUGCCGGCGGCCUGUUAAUAUUUCGGUGGAAGCAUUUGAUGGAAACUCUAGCUGCAGCUCUCCCAUUACAACGGUUGUUCUCAAACAUGUAGUAAAAUUCCCUGCACCACAAAACAUUCGAUUUUCAUGGUCUGGGAACAGUGUCAACCUGACCUGGAUGGCCCCUGAGAAUAGUCCGGCUUCAGCGGAAGUCUGGUACCGACAAUACGGACACCCUGCAGACAUUUGGAAAAAGUUGAACACCACCGUCCAGACACUUGGCCUGGAAGAUGUGCCUUCUUAUCAAGCAUCGCUGGAAAACUUUGCAAAGAAUAUUUCCUACCAGUUGCGGCUCAGACACCAAUCCAGAACUGCGCAAAAGCCACUGUGGAGUGACUGGUCACCUGUUGUGAUAGUUCCUGCAGAGCUCACUCACAAGCCUGUGAUUGUCGUCUCAUCGGUGCUAGAAAAGGACGAGCGAAAGGUGUCAAUUAAAUGGAACCCGAAACAGGCGGCAGCGGCAGCAGUCCAGGGUGUCACGUACGUCUUGUGGGAGACUAUUGGGUGUCCAUGUCAAACGGAGAAAGUUCACAACACCACUCAAGAUUACGUGACCUCCGUGUCCAAGUCAAGCGUCUUCAUCUCGGUCAUUGCCAAAAACACAGCAGGGUCUUCUCCCAGAGCAAUUCAACAAGUCCCAUUGGAUCCUGCACAGCAAUUUGAAAAUUGUUCCGACACUUUCCUGGAAAUAGGACCACGGGCUAAAACAUGUCUUGAAUUGUACCCGAUUCAAAAUGGAGGACUGGAGCAGGAUCAUGCGAUCACCAUCACAAAAAAGACCAUGAAGAUGCGGCAGAGGAUAAAAGAUAACAUACGAUAUCUUUGCGUCCGAUACCGUUGCCGCAGUUACAGACCAGAGGUUCAAGCCUGUGUCGCGUAUCAAAAAGAGGGAGUUCCCCGCAAAGAACCUCAAGACUUUAUUGGUUCCAGUUACUCACAAACUUCAGCAAAUCUGUCAUGGAGGGAAAUACCGAUCGAGGACCAGCAGGGUUUCGUAACGCAUUACCACCUUUGCAGCGUGAAAAUUGGCUCCCAGGAUGAACACACAGAGUGCCACAACAUUUCUGCCUCGCGAAGAUACAUUGGGCCACAAAUGACCCUGGAAUAUCAGCUGAAGAACUUGGUGGCUGGCGAGAAGUACAACAUCAGCGUGGCUGGGGUGACGCGAGGAGGAAAAGGACCGGCGGCGGCAACUGUUAUUCAGACGCUGCCCGACAUUCAGUCCGUGAAUGUGUGGAUUGCCUUGGUGUAUGCAAUACUGAUAAUACUAGCCGUCCUCAUACUUGUCUUCAAAAAGUUUCAGGGCAGAAUACUCCCACCUGUGCCGAAGCCCAUCAUCCAUAAUUUUGACAGAAGGCAAGCAGGAAAUCAGACUAUGUCGGAGAAACUGGAGGCGCCGCUGCAGCAGGAAGAGGAGCAGGUGCACGAGUUCACGUUGCACCAGAAACCGCCAGAAGAUACCCACCUGGGUGUGGUUGAGCAGCUGGCAAUGGAAGAAACGUGGGGUUACACCGACUCCUCGCACGAGACCUGUUCAAACCCAGAAUUAACAGAACUUGAUGACGCAGAGGAGACGAAAUGCGAUCUGGUGGAGGCUCAGCUCACCUCGCUCUUGUACAAGAGGGGGCUAGUGUUCGAUGAAGCCAGAUGACUGUUUGUGUUCUGACGACAAAACCAUCUUGUGUCAUGCGUUUUCUUUGUUUAUUUGUUUUUAUCACGAUAAUUUUCUCUACUUUGUCGCACAGAUGAAGCUGAGGCGCUGUUUGUUUUCAGCAUUAGUUGAUUAGCGGUAACACAUUUUUCUGGGGGAAUAACUGUCCGACUAACUGUUGUCGAUAAACAAUAUUAUUGUCAACAUUAUUUUGAGACCAAAUGAACCAUUAAUGUAAUGAUGUAUAAAAAAAGCACACCGUUUCAAAUGUAAUGUCUUAGUAUUUUACCAUUGUAGUCGAAAUAUCUAAAAUAAAAUAAGAAAAUAAAUGAAAAAA